Messenger RNA from Cynocephalus volans (Philippine flying lemur), 3349 nucleotides. RefSeq names its product zinc finger protein 345-like. The transcript has 6 exons. Gene Ontology annotation, molecular function: DNA-binding transcription factor activity; RNA polymerase II cis-regulatory region sequence-specific DNA binding. Lineage: Eukaryota; Metazoa; Chordata; Mammalia; Dermoptera; Cynocephalidae. The record is from RefSeq and is a predicted model, not a curated record. The coding region runs from base 545 to 2986 and encodes 813 amino acids. Gene Ontology annotation, biological process: regulation of transcription by RNA polymerase II.
CUCCACCAUUUUUUGUCUGUAAGUCCCGGAUCCUGCGGUGGCAGCUCCUCAGACCCUGGGGUUGGAGUGUGCGUCUCAGAAGUGUCUUCUAGGAAGGAGAUUGGGGCACUGGAUGUUGGUCCCAUUUUCUUUGGAAUGAAGGAGGUGUGACAGACUUUGAAGGACGGUGCCCUGUGAAUAGGAAUCCCACCUGGGGAUGCAUCAUUGUGGCCGGAACCCUCUCAGUACUGCUUCAGAGCAGAGGCAAGAGAGUCCCAGAAAGCUAAUAAGGGAAGGAGAAUGUAGAGCCACGCCACAACCGUACUCUCCUUAAUCCAGUCCAUUCUCUAUUCUCCCAGCUAUGCUGCCAGAGUGUGCUAAAGGUUUACAAGAGCAACAAAAGAUGAAUAAAUCUCCGGAGGUGGUAUCAUUUGAAGAUGUGGCUGUGGACUUCACCUGGGAGGAGUGGCAGGACCUAGAUGAUGCUCAGAGGAAUUUGUAUAGGGAUGUGAUGCUGGAGACCUACAGCAACCUGGUGUCACUGAAAUACCUGCAACUGUAAUUUAUGAAGACAAAAACUUUCUUACAAGUCUGUUCUGGAGUCUCAGCAUUCCAAGUUCAGAGGGUUGCAUCUGAUGUCCAGAUAGAUGAUGACCUCAUGGAGAGGAACCAAGAAAGUCAUGGUAGAUGCUUGCAGCACAUUGUAAUCACCAAAAGCAACCCAUCAGCUGAAGAGAGAGCUGUGUUAGGGAAAUCAUUCUAUUUGAAUUCAUAUCAGGUUUUAAAUCUGAUUAUAAAUAAUGGGAACUAUUUAGGAAAGGGACUUGAGGAGUUUUACAUAUGUGAGAAUGCACUUCUUCCUAGAGAGCCUGAUGAGGUGCCUGCUGGAGAGAAACCUGAUGACCAUCAUAUAACUGGAAAAUUGCCCAGACAUCAUGAGCAUCUUAGUCAUCAUCGCAAUAUUCAAACUGGGAAGCAGCCUUUAGAAUACAGUGUAAAAGGGAAAUCCUCCAACACAGAGCCAUUAAUAUUUACACAUGAAAAGAUUCAUAUGGAUGAGACCACCUAUAAUUAUAGUGAAUAUGGGAAAGGCUGUGGUAAGUCAGCUGUCAUUGCCAAGAAAAUAAAUCAGGUAGAAAGGAAAACUUUCCAAUGUGAUAUAUGCAGGAAAAUGUUCUAUAAGAAGUCUGAACUCACUAAACAUCAGAUUAUGCACACAGGAGAGAAACACUAUAAAUAUACCAAAUGUGAGAAAGCUUGUAUUAAGAAAUUAUACCUUACCUCCCAUCAGAGAACACCUACACAGGAUAAGCUUAAUGGUCGUAAUGAACACGAGAAAGUUGUUUGUCAGAAGUCAGACCUUACAGUGCAUCAGAGAACUGACACAGGAGAAAUGUACUCUGGGAGUAUUAAUUGUGGAAAAAGCUUCUGUGAGAAUUCACUUCUCAGCCAUCCUGAGAGAAUUCACACAGGUGAAAUACCAGUUGGAUGUAAUGAAUGUACAAAAUUUUUCUACCAUGAGUCUGCCCUCACUGUAUAUCAGAGAAUUCACGCAAAUGAGAAACCAUGUAAAGAAUAUAAGAAAUUUUUUUACAGUAAUUGUGCCAAAGCUUUUCUCCAAAAGUCACACUGCAGCAGUCAUCAGAGAACUCCCACAGGUGAAAAAUCACGUGAAUGUAAAGAAUGUGGGAAAGCUUUUAGUGAAAAGUCACACGUUGGCAUUCAUCAGAGAACUCACAUCUCAGGUGAGAAACCAUAUGAAUGUAGAGAAUGUGGAAAAACUUUUAAUCACAGGGGAGAAUUCAGCAGGCAUGAGAGAACACAUACAGGUAAGAAACCGUAUGAUUGUAAUGAAUGUGGAAGAGCUUUUAGCCAAAAGUCAUGCUUCAUCAUUCAUCAGAGAAUUCACACAGGUGAGAAACCAUAUGAAUGUAAAGACUGUGGAAGAGCUUUUAGCCAAAAGUCAUGCUUCAUCACUCAUCAGAGAAUUCACACAGGUGAGAAACCAUAUGAAUGUAAUGAAUGUGGAAAAGCUUUUAGCCGAAAGCCACACCUCAGCAGGCAUCAGAAGAGUCACACAGGUGAGAAGCCCUAUGAAUGUAAAGAAUGUGGAAAAGCUUUUAGCCAAAAAUCACACUUCAGCAUUCAUCAGAUAAUUCACACAGGUGAGAAACCUUAUGUAUGUAAAGACUGUGGAAAAGCUUUUACCCACAAGUCGUACUUCAGCAUUCAUCAGAGAAUUCACACAGGUGAGAAACCAUAUGUAUGUAAAGACUGUGGAAAAGCUUUUACCCACAACUCAUGCCUCAGCAUUCACCAGAGAACUCACACAGGUGAGAAACCAUAUGUAUGUAAAGACUGUGGAAAAGCUUUUAGGGAAAAGUCACAACUCAGUAGGCAUGAGAGAAUUCACACAGGUGAGAAACCAUAUGUAUGUAAAGACUGUGGAAAAGCUUUUAGCCAAAAGUCACACUUUAGCAGUCAUCAAAGAAUUCACACAGGUGAGAAACCAUAUGUAUGUAAAGACUGUGGAAAAGCUUUUAACGAAAAGUCAUACUUCAGCAUUCAUCAGAGAAUUCACACAGGUGAGAAACCAUAUGAAUGUAAAGACUGUGGGAAAGCUUUUGCCCACAAGUCAGACAUCAGGAAGCAUGAGAGAAUUCACACAGGUGAGAAACCAUAUGUUUGUAAAGACUGUGGAAAAGCUUUUAAGCACAAGUCACAACUCAGCAUUCAUCAGAGAAGUCACAGAGGUGAGAAACCAUAUGAAUGUAAAGACUGCAGGAAAGCUUUUGCCCACAAGUCAGACCUCAGGAAGCAUGAGAGAAUUCACACAGGUGAGAAACCAUAUGAAUGUAGAGAAUGUGGAAAAACUUUUAACCGAAAGUCAAACCUCAGCAUUCAUCAGAGAAAUCACACAGGUGAGAAACCAUAUGAAUGUAGAGAAUGUGGAAAAACUUUUAACCGGAAGUCAAACCUCAGCAGCCAUCAGAAGUCACACAGGUGAGAAACUGUAUGAAUGUAAAGAAUGUGGGAAAACAGUUUAUUGGAACUCACCAUAAUAGACAUGAACAAAUUCACAUAUGGGAAAAUCCCAAUUAACGUAAUGACUGUGGAAGAAGAUUUUGCCAUAAAUCUUACAUCACAUUUUAUCGGAGAACUCACACCAAGAAGAAGGCCUAUAAAUGCACAGCUGUCCCUUGGUAUUGAGGUUGGUUCCAGGAGCCCCUGUUGAUGAACUACUUGCAAAAGAUGAAGCCCCUUCUAUAAAUGGUGUAGUAUUUCUCUAUUACCUAUGAGCUUUUAUCUGUGUCCUUUACAUCUUGAGUGGAAUAUUUAUAUCACUGAAUACAGAAGGAAUUCCUUGUAA